This is a messenger RNA of Argiope bruennichi, 8138 nucleotides long. RefSeq names its product arf-GAP with dual PH domain-containing protein 1-like. Lineage: Eukaryota; Metazoa; Arthropoda; Arachnida; Araneae; Araneidae. Gene Ontology annotation, cellular component: plasma membrane; intracellular membrane-bounded organelle. The record is from RefSeq and is a predicted model, not a curated record. Gene Ontology annotation, biological process: positive regulation of GTPase activity. Gene Ontology annotation, molecular function: GTPase activator activity; phosphatidylinositol bisphosphate binding.
UCGGGCAAGGACGCUAUACGAGGGUGUGUUCUUCAGCGUAGUCUCAUCUCUUUACUUUUUUAAUAAAAGCAUUCUUCGUUUCAAUGCUUUUUCUGAACACUUCGUCCUGCAUUUUUGGUUGCUUGAGAAAACGAAACGAUUCGGAAGAUGCAGAUGAACUAGCGGGAUUGUCAGAAGCAAAAGUAAAGAGCAUACCGCCAUCUACCGGGCAAAAGGUCAGGAAGUUUAAACAUGGCUUCCGCCCGUUCGGGCGAAAUAAACAUGGUAAACCACACAUGACUCAUAAAAAUAUUAAAGAGGGAAACAAUAGUAAAACACCUUUUAUUUCUGUGGAGAUGGCAGAAGCUAGACGUAAAAAGUUACAGGAAUUAGUGAAAAGAAAUGGUAACAGUACGUGUGCGGAAUGCUGUAAAAAAAAUCCAGAAUGGGGUUCCUACAAUAUUGGUGUUUUUAUUUGUACUUCCUGUGCUGGAUUUCACAGAAAUUUAGGUUCUCACAUCAGCAAAGUAAAAUCUAUUAUUUUAGACAAUUGGGAUGCAGAGCAAGUAAAUAUGAUGGAGGAGGUUGGAAACUUGAAGGCAAAGGCAAAAUAUGAAAUGCACAUGCCAGCAUGUUAUCGAAGGCCAUGCCCAACAGAUCCUGAUGUCUUAAAGGAACAAUUCGUUCGAGCCAAAUAUGAAAGAGAGGAAUUUAUAAAUGUUGAUCGACAAGUGUACACAUCAGGUUUUAUGGAAGGUUAUUUAUGGAAGAGAGGUAAAGAGGAUGGAAGGUUUCAACAAAGAAAAUUUGUCCUGAGUGAAUCAGAUGGAACAUUAAAGUAUUAUGUGAAAGAUUCUCAUAAAGAGCCCAAAGCAAAAAUUGAAAUUUCCAAAUUAAAUAUGACAUUUUGUCCAAAAAAAGUUGGCAAUCCCAAUGGAGCACAAUUAACUUAUGUCAGAGAUGGAUCUACAAGAAAUAUUUUUGUAUAUAGCUCAAGUGGUUCAGCUAUCGUAGAUUGGUACGUGGCAAUUCGUUCUGUAAAGCUCAAUAAACUACGUAUUGCAUAUCCUGGAACAAGUGAGCUCGAGUUAUCUCAAUUCCUAACAAGAGAUUUCUUGAAAGAAGGUUGGAUGUUUAAAACUGGUCCUAGGUCUAGUGAUGCUUAUAAAUGGCGGUGGUUCACGUUAGAUGAUCGUAAACUCAUGUAUCUUGAAGAUCCUUUGGACCCUUAUCCCAAAGGAGAAAUCUUUCUGGGGUAUCAUGCAGAUGGUUUUGCUGUUAAAAAAGGUGUUCCUCCUGGUAUGAAAGAACAAGGUUAUGGAUUUACAUUACGCACACGAGAUAGAAUUUUCUUAUUUGGUGUCCAAAAAGAUGAAGACAGGAUAGAAUGGAUGAAGGUGUUACAAAGUGUUAUUGAAAGGCCCCUGACACCUCAAGAUAAUUCUAUGGCAGCAAAUCUGGUUCGUAAAAGAAGCAAUUCGGCACUUCAUCUAUUGAAAGUGAUAUUUUUACAUUAUGCCUUCAGUCAUCUGUCUUCUGCUUGAUUGCAUGCUUACAUGAUUGAAAUUUUAAUCUAAUAUCCAGUAUCGAUAUUCAGAGUUUGCAACAUGGGAAUGUCACUGGAGAUAAUUUCAAGUAACAUUAUUGAAAGUAUUUUGUAUAUUUUUAAAGUAUUUUUCAUCAUUCAUCUAGUCUUUUCAUUAUCAUGUAAAGUUUGUUAUUUACAUUUUGAAAGAAGAUUAAAAACCAAUUGUGAAAGAUUUGUUUUAAUAUCAAUUGUAUAAUGCUAAUUUAUAUUACAAUUUGCUUGUGAAUUUCUUUGUAUCUUCAUCAUUUUUUCAUAUUGAGAUGCUUCAGAUGAUAUUUUAUUAAUAUAAUUUUUACCAAUGGACAAUAAGAUAUAUAUGCAUAUACAGAUACAGAGUGUUUUAAAACUUUCUUUCAUGAUUAUAAUAAUGCAUUUGUAUAUAUCAAUAUUUUGAUUUGUGUUUCUGAUGACAUUUUAAAAUCGUAUACCAUAUAAAUAAAACAAAUUAUGUAAAGUGACCAAUUUUCUUUAUUUUGAACCUGGAAUGUUUUAAAUAUCAUAGGAGACAUAUAAAACUGGCUAAGCAAAACUAUCUGCAAGAUCAGAUUAAGUUAUGUUGGAGUUUUAGGCAGUGAUAAUUCUUGGUAAAUGGGGCACUCUUCCUAAUUUCCAAAAUCAUAUAAAUUUUUAUUAAUUUUAUUUAAUAUCUACAUAAGCAGCUAAAGAACAAUUUUAUGAUAAAUUGAGUUAACAAUGUUAAUAAUUAUGGAAUACUAUUAAAAAAAAAUUCGUUUGAAUAUCUUUUGUGCAUAAAAAAAUUUGAUUUAAAUUUAACAAUUUUAAGUAAACUGGUAAAAAAAAUUUUUUUUUUUAAAUUUUUGAUAAUAAUAAGCAGUUUGUCAGAGUUGCUUACUGGUGAAUCAUUAAACCAACAGUAAAGAAAAGAAAAAGAAAAAGUCUGAGGAAUGGUGUUUUGAAAUUUAAAAGAUAAUUUUUAUUUCAAUGAGCUUCCAUAAAUGGUCCUUGUGAGUUAAAUGAAAGUACAGACUAAAUAUAAUGUGGAAAUCUUGUGAAAAGAAAUCAAAACCUUAAGAGCCCCCAAAGCUGUUCAGAAUUUAGAUUUAGACAGUUGCCUCUUUGGUAAUUUGGCCCUGCUACUUAGAUUACCAUUGAGAAUAAUGAUAAUGAGAAUAUUCUAAUUUAAAUUUUAUAUAUAUUUUAAUAAAAUUCUUCUUCUUCUUCAAAAAAAGUAAAUUUUACUCAUUGCAAAAACUAGCUUUUUGAAUUUUUUACAAUUGAAUUAAUCCUUUCAAAAAAUGUUUUGAUCUGGGUUCUUUUAUAUUCUGUUGAUGUGAAAAGUUUGUGUGUUUUGUUCAAAACCAAGUCUUUUUCUGUUUGAGACAAUGAAUCUAAAAUUGGGUUUUCCCAGUCUAAUCUGACUUUAAAAAAAUUUUAAUAACAAAAGAAAAAUAUUAAAGUAAAUUGUUGCAUUAUAAAGUUGCAUGUUUUCAUUUAUAUUAUCUAUAAAAAUUGCAAUUUUUAUUUCUGGAAAUUUUGAAGCUUCAAUAUAUUGAAAUCUCUUUUAAGGUUUGUAAUUGUCAUUUUUGUGUGUAUAUAUUGCAUGUUAGACUUGAAAAAUGGUUAAAAAGAUAUUAUCUGUGAUGAUGUGAGUGUUACCACAAAAGCACAAAUUUUUAUUUAUUAUUGAAUAUAAUAUUUUGUGAGCAAUAUACUUUUUUGAACAAUGAAUUCUUUCUUUUCCUUUAUUAUUAUAAAAAUCUAUUGUAGACAACAAUUUAAGGUUAUAAGUGUGAGAUAAUAAGUUAUAGAUUACAAUUUAAUAAUGUAAUUUAUACAAUCUGAUUUUUUUUUUAGGUAAAUAGUAAAUUUUUAAAAAAUUGUACUUAGUUUUGUUGUUUAGAACAAUUUUUUUAAAAAAAUUGUUACUCAAUUUUUUUUGUAUAGAUUGUUAAAAAUAUUAAAGGCACACAUAAUAAUAUAGCUUGUCAAUUCCCUAUUAGAUUUCAAAAAGAAAGAGAAAAGAAGUCUUUCUGAAUAAUUACAGUUAAAGUUAGCAAAUAUUUCCUCAAGAGCAGUAUGUAUAGUGUGGAUGUAUAUUUUUGUAGCUGAUGUUUAGAAAGAAACUAUCAAUGUUGUAAUUUUCAGCUGAAUGUUGAAGUGACUGUGACUAUAUUUGUAACAGAAAUGUCUUUUAACAAAAAGUUAUUUAAACCUUGAGAAGGAAUUUAUGUAAAAGUCUUUGCUAAGAAAACUGAAAUUCUGUAUUUCAAUGUAAAUAACAGUUCAUAUCUAAAGAUUACAUCUAUAUCAUCUAGUUGAAAUAAUGAUGUUAGUUAAAGUUUCUGAAAUACAUUGCUAGUUAAACUAACCUUCAGUGUACAGUAAUUGCUCUAUACUAAUACUGUAAUGAAAAGAAAAAGUUAUUGAAUGGUAUAUGAUUUCAAGAUGAACUAUUUCAAAUUUAUUAUCCUGAAAUAAGAUUUGAAAUUGAUUCUUCACUGCCAUAACUGGAAGAACUAUUUCUAUCAUACAUUUUCAAAUCAAUAAAUUUUCCUUUUUUCUGUGAAUGCUCUUUUCUUUACUAUUGAAAAAAAAUGAGUGAGCAUAUUAAUGCAUUUGUGUUUGAAGUUAUGCUUCUUUUGAUGAAUUUGAAUAAUUUAAGCAUUUCUUAUUAUUGAGUUAAUGAUUCGGGAUUAAUUACACUCACAUUUGAGUCCAAAAAGAAUAUAUAUAUAUAUAUAUGUCAACAUCAGUCUUUCCUGUUUUGUGAAUUAAAAUAAAAACAACUCCAUUGCCCUUAUUCAUCCUGGGCAUCCAAAUAUAAUUGAAUAAUCAUGCUGGAAACAGGAAUAAAGAUUGUGUCUUAUUGGCCGUUACUGGCCAUAAUACAAUCUCUCCUAUAGCAAGUGUAUCCCAUCAUGGAAGAAGAGGUAACUCAACCCCACUAUUUUAAUAUAUCUUCCAGGGAAAGGAGAACCAACUACCAUAUUGAAAGUUUCUCAUUUUCUUAUCUGGAGCCCCUUCUUCAGUAGGGGUAAACUAAAAGAAAGCACAAUUCAAAAUUAUCUAUAUUUCAGUUACUGAAUUUUUAAAAUUCUCAUUUUAAGAUUCUCAUUUAAACAUAUUUUUGCUGUAUCUAUACAUAAAGCAUCAAAUGAAAUUGCAUAUUGUACAUUUGAUAAUAUAUAUAUUGCACAUUUGAAUCUAAAAUUUGAAAUUAAUAUUAAAAUAAUUUGGUUUUGUAAAAUGUUUUAAUUUAUGAAAGAUAUAAAUAUUGUAUUCUGGCAGUGUAUUUAACUUCAUUUCUUUACAUUUAUUUGUUCAACACUUAGUAUCAUUGAGCCUAAAGAAAUAUAACUUCAAAGGAAAAAAAAAAAAAAAAAUGCUUUCAACAGUGAAAUUCUUAAUUGUGAUUAAGAACCAUUAGAAACCGAAGUUUUACUAUAUACAUUCCUAAGUUGUGAUUUUGUCUUUUUUUUUUUUUCAAUAUCCAAAUAAUACACUGAUUUUUUUUUGUUAUAUUUGUACACUCCAUAAUCUGAAGGAUGAAACAUAAAAAUGUGCCUAAAAUUCCUUAUGACUAAUGUCAAAGAAUUAAUGAUAAGCUAGGGAACAAGAUAUGAAAUGUGAUAACAAAAUGUAACUUAAAUUCUGUAAAUAACAUAUAGUCAGUAUUUAUUUUAGAUAUUUUAUUCACUUUUUCCAUCUUAAAUGUAUGGUAUUGAAUUACAGUAAUAAUUAUUAAUUGUGUAGUAAUUGCAUAGAAGCGUGAAAUUGAGAUGCAAUGAAUGUUUAGUCAUGAUUUUUAUAGGAUUUAAAUGAAAUCAUAUCUGAUUCCUACAUGCAUAUCCUUUACUUAGUGUAAAAGAAUAUUUUUAAUUAAUUUUUUUAAUGAAAUGUUUGUUAUACAUGUUAUAUGUCAUAUCAUAUACCUUUGAGCACAUAUCUUUAAAGGACAUAUGCUUUCACAAUUAAAAAUAGUGUUUACUUUUAACUCAUAUUUUUUGGUCAUUCUAUCUGGAACAUGUAUAAUAUUUUUAUUAUGCUAAAAUAUAUUGUAUUUCAUUUUGUAGUAUAUUGCAAAUUAUUGUAAUAAUUUAAAUAUUUUGUAAAUUACUGCAAAUAUAUCAGAUUUUAAAAAGUAAAAACAAAUUAUGAGUUAUUUAGCAUAUUAAUUAAAGACAGUUUGUUUUUAUAAAUUAUUGAAUUAUUUAUUAAUAAGUGUAUGUAAGUUUGGCCUUUCAUGAUCACUUUAGAUCAUGCCAUUGAAGUGCUCAAUGCUCUUUCUUUUCUUUCUUUUUUUCAUUUAUCAAUUUAAAUCAAUCAUUCACAUGCAUUCCACACCAAUCCUCCAGGAGAACACUUUUCUAGAGUUUACAGCAAGAGCCCCUCUCCUUAUUUACAUUCCCUAUUUAGUCAGUUCAUUAGCAUGAUGGAAAUUUAAAAAGGUUGAGUAUCCACACCAUACCAUUUUUAAUAAAUAUUUGCAUUGAUUAUUGAGUUUAGAAUACUCCAUUGACAUGGUUUGGAGUGAUUGUGCACCAACUUUAAUCUUUCCACAUAUUUAUAAAUGUCAUCCAUUAUAAAUUCAUGAAAACAUUUUGUAGUUGUUUCAACUAUCAUAAUUAAACCUUUUAAUUAUAGUUCCUUUAUCUCUCUUAUAUAACAUGAAAUAAAAGAAAAUAAGCACAUUUUUUUUUUUUUUUUUGAAAUAAGUGUACAUGAAAAAUAUCACUUAAUUCUUUUCAUAUUUUGCAAUUUGUAAAUAUGAGAUACCUGUAAUAUGUUUAAGGAAUAACUGCUUGAUUUUGGUGGUUUUAACAGCUAUUUAUUACUUGUGGCAUAUUCUCUAUUUUGCUAUUAGAAGAAUAUAUAGAAUUUUACUUGUAAAUUAAUAUUUUUGUUUAAGGUAUAUAUAUGGUGAUUUUAAUAUUGUUUCCAAAAUUAUUUCUUUCUUCAAGAAUAUAGUUUUUACAAAAUGCAUAUUUUUACUGCUACAAAACAUUUCAAUAAUAUAUUGUAUAGAAUGCAUGCUAGUGAUAAUUUUAUGAUGUUUAAGUUGACAAACAACAAGUUUUUAAAAGACAUAUUUUAAUUAAGAAUACUUAUAUUUAUAUGCAAUGUAUGUUCACCUUUUCUUUCAUAAAUAUACUGUGUAAACUUUUUAUGCAAUAUGUCAUAUUUUAUUCUUACAGCAAUAAUUGCCAUGCAGAAUUUUUACUAUUAACACAUUUUUAAGACAUUUAUUUAAAACCCCAUAUCAUCCAUUCAUUAUACAUUUUUUUGCUGCAUUCUAAUUUCAGCAACUGUAUAUGUUCUUCUUUUUAACUAAAAAUUUUUUUUGAUAUGAGAUAUAAAUAAGGUUGAUAAAGCCUUAUUUUAAUUCAUUCAGAAAUAUAUAAAUCUAUAUGAAAUAAUAAAUGUUUUAUUUGUCGUUAUUAAGUCAGAAUUUCUUGUUGCAUCACUUUUUCACAAUAUCAUCACAUGUUUAUUAUGAUAUUGAAUGUGUAAUAUUUUUCUAGGACCAAAAUGAUGCAUAUGUUACUUAGAGAAGUUCAUUUAGAAUAAAUGAACUUCAAGUUAUAAAAUUUUAAUAAAUGUUCAACAAGUAGGUUGGGCAUAGUUGCCUGUAAGGUGACAUUCCAAUGCAUACUAAAAUUAGUUUUUUUUUUUUUGCUAUAAAUUAUUGAAAUUUUAUUCAUAAAAUUGUUAAAUGCAGUCAGGAAUUCAAGAUGAUGAUAAACAAAAAGAAAAUAAUAGUCACAUUGCAAUGAAUAAUAAAGUAUUUUUUAGGCAUUGUUAGACUAUAGCAAGAACUUCAUGAAAUUGUUUUCCAAUUUAAAUAUAAACGUUUAACUUGCAAAAAGUCAAAUAAAUAUUUAAAAUUAAAUUUUAUUUAAAUAUAUUAAUUACUUUUAGGCUCAUUAUGAUCAUUUUAGGACAAUUAAAAUUAAAUUAUAAUGAAGCAUGAUGAUACGACAGUCUAUAUAUUAAAAAUUAUAGAACAAAGUAUUUCCGGUAAACUAUGCAUUGGUAUUUAUCUUAUUGUGAAAUAUCUGAAAUUGAUGUCGUUUUAGAUAUUUGAAAAAAAAUUUAUUGCUGAUCUUAUAUAUCUUUAUAAAUACAGUAAAUCCUUGAAUUAAAGAACCAAUUACCAUGAAAAAAUAUUCAUUAAACAGCAAAUUGGAAUAUGAAAGAUAUUUAAAAUGGAAUAGUCUGUUUGAAAUGUAUAGUUAAAAAAUACUUAAAUGUACAUAUAAAUUAUAUAAUAUAUAUAUAGUAACAACAACCAAAAAACUUAAUGCAUAUUAAAAAGUCUCAAACUUAUUAAAAGAAUGGGGAAAAAAUCAAAGAAAUUAAAUUAUGUAAAUCAAGGUUUACUGUGUAUGUAAUUUAGGUAUAAGAUCUGUCAAUCAUGCAAUUAACGAUUAGGCAUUUGUAAAAGCAUAUCACUAUAUAUCAUAUAAAUUUUAUUUUAGUCAUUUGUAGUAAUCUUGUAAAUUGCUCAUUUUUGUGUAUGUGUAUGAAGUAAUUUAUUACAUAUGCCACAGUUCUAGUUUUUAUAAUGUAUAAAAAUUUUCUCUGUACUUAGCAUAUCAGUUGUAUCUUU